ACGGCCACGGUCAGGGGCGCGGGCAGGGCCAGGGGACGGCCGAACCGGGCCCAGUCGGACCUGGCGCAGGGCGGAGCCCGAGGUUCAGGCCGGGAGGCGGCGCUACGGGGCCCUUUGCAGCCGCCGCGGGAGGACCCACCUCUGGCAGACUGCCGAUCAGGAUGCGGGUGUCCCCCGCCCGGCCCCGCCCGAGCGGCCAGCAGCCUUCUGCUCCUGCCUCGGCCCCUGCUCCCGCCUCCGUCUGGGCCGCGCCCUGCCCUGCGCUGCGGGUCCAGGUGCUGGUUCUCCUGGUGAGCUGCGCCUCGGCUAGAGCCUGGAGCGUAACCCGGCUCGGACGCGUGCUGUACUCGGUGCCCAGGACCUCGCUGACAGCCUCGGAGGCGGACCCUUUCCUCACCCGGUUCUCCACACCUCUGACCCAAAAUUACUCUAUCCUCCUUGUGGAUCCUGUUUCCAACACGCUUUAUGUGGGUGCCCGGGAUGCCAUUUUUGCUCUGCCCCUGCCUCUCACAGAGGGGAGAGUCCAAAAGAUUGACUGGCCAGUGCCUGAGGCCCACAGACAGAGCUGUAAAAAGAAGGGCAAGAAGGAGGCUGACUGUCAUAAUUACAUUCGGAUUCUUGCCAUGGUCAAUGCCUCUCACCUUCUCACGUGCGGUACCUUUGCCUUCGACCCACAGUGCGGGAUCAUUGAUGUAUCCAGUUUCCAUCAGGUUGAAAGGCUAGAAAGUGGCCGAGGGAAAUGCCCUUUUGAGCCAACCCAGCGGUCGGCUGCUGUAAUGACUGGGGGUGUCCUUUAUGCUGCCAGCAUGAAUAAUUUUCUGGGGACAGAGCCAAUUAUCUCUCGGGCCAUAGGCCCAGCUGAGGAGCGGAUCCGGACAGAGGUCACACCAGCCUGGCUAAAUGCUCCAAAGUUUGUGGCAGCUGUAGCCCUGAGCCCAACUGACUGGGGGGAGGAGGAUGGAGAUACUGAAAUUUAUUUCUUCUUCACGGAGAUGGCUCGAGACUCCGACAUGUACCAACCGAUACAGGUCCCCCGUGUGGCUCGUGUGUGCGCGGGAGAUCUUGGGGGCCUGAAGACCCUCCAGCGGAGGUGGACAACAUUUCUGAAAGCUGAACUGUUGUGUCCAGGGCCCACACAUGGCCGAACUUCCAGCAUCCUGCAGGAUGUGGCUACCCUACGACUGAAGCCUGGCACAGGGGUCCCCCUCUUCUAUGGGAUCUUCUCCUCCCAGUGGGAUGGGGUUUCCAUUUCUGCCAUCUGUGCCUUCCACCCCCAAGACAUCCGGUCAUCAAUGAGCGGCCCUUUUAGGGAGUUCAAGCAUGACUGCAAUAGGGGAAUGCCUGUGAUGGACAGCGAUGUCCCCCAGCCCAGGCCUGGAAUGUGCAUUAACCAACCAAAUGAAGCUACUCGGCUUUGCUCAUCACUUUCCCUGCCUGACCGAGUUCUUACCUUUGUACGGGACCACCCUCUUAUGGACCAUCCCGUGUCCCCUGCUGAUGGCCAACCUCUGCUGGUUACCUCCAACACAGUCUAUCACCUUGCAGCCCACAGAGUGCCAAGCUUGUUGGGAGAAGAGUAUGAUGUACUCUACUGUUCCCCAGGGGAUGGACACUUGCACCGGGCAGUGCGGAUUGGUUCUCAGCUCAGCAUCCUUGAAGACCUGACCUUAUUCCUGGAGCCUCAACCUGUUGAAACUCUCCAGCUGCAUGAUGGUUGGCUCCUGAUUGGCUCUGGCUCUGAGGUGACACAGGUAAACAUCACAGACUGUGGCCGUCUCCAGAGCUGCAGAGAGUGCAUCCUGGCCCGAGACCCAGCCUGUGCUUGGAGCUCCCGGCUCAAGGCUUGUGUUAGCCACAUUGGGGCAGGCGAGGGGCUGCUCCAAGACAUUGAGUUGGGAAAUGCAUCCUUUCUUUGCCCCAAGGAGCCUGGAGCACUUCCUCUCACUCUUGAGGUUCCUGUGGUACCAGCUGCACAUGUGGUCUUGCCGUGUUCCCCACGAUCAGCCUGGGCGACCUGUGUGUGGCACCGGCCAGGGGGUCUCAUUGAAGAUGCAGUGAUUCCUCGGCUGGACGGGCUGGAGGUGUUGGUGACACAGGGUGCCCUGGGAACCUAUGCCUGUAAAUGCAAGGAGGGGGGCACUACUCAAGUUGUGGCUACUUACCACUUGUUCUGGGGGGAACCCCAGGGCCGUGGCCGAAUUGUGGGCUCCGGGCUGGCUGGCUUUAUCCUGGGGGCAGUGGCUUCUACUCUAAUCCUGCUCCUGCUUGGCCGGCAACGUCAGCGACACCGGCAACAGGAGCUCUUGGCAAGAAACAAGGUGGGGCUGGACUUGGGGGCCCCUCCAUCUGGGACCACGAGCUGCAGCCACGAUCCCCCCUCCCCAUCACCUUCCCCAGAAGAUGAGCGGCUCCCAUUGGCCUUGGCUGUGGCCAAAAAGGGCAGCAGCCUCAACGGUUUCCCACCAUCCUUCUUACGGGACUCCCACUCAGGCCCAAACCAAGCUCACAUUCUGCUGACCACAGCACCACUGGCCACAUGUGAUGAGACAUCCAUCUAGAGAUGUGCUAACUGAGUGACUACUUGGCUCAAGAGACUGUUGGGGCCUGGCUUGGGUGGCUGCUGGGAUGUGUUACUAUGUUACAUUUGGGACCCAAGUAACCACCAGGCCCGAGUGACCACUGGGGACUGAAUAACCUCUAGUCACAGACACCUGCUAGGUUCAGUUCAGCAUGGAAUAGUGGAAUGAGCACUGAAUGGAGUUGGAAGACUUGGGUUUGAGUGUCAACUCUGCUAUGCCUUCCUGUCAUUCCCCUUUCUAGACUUUCCUCCUUUAUGGUGGUGGGGGAGGGUGGGCCAGCUGGUUGUUAAUGUCUCUUCCAGCUCUGAUAUUCAGUGAGUCUGAUCCUAUGAUCCCCAGUGACCAAUGACAUUGUGGAAGUCUGCAGGUGUCUUGAGCUCGCCUGACAGCAUCCAUCAAGGGAGGGUAUGAAUGUACAAACUGACUCUGUCCCCCAACCUGAUUCCUCAUCUUGGGAUCUGUAGGUUUUUGUCUUUCCUAGGAAGGGGAUGGUGGACAUAGGAGCUUUCUGUGACCUCAAUGGCCCGGGCUUUGUGUAAGCUACAGAUCAGGGUCCUGAGGUCAGGCACCCGGAAGAAGGAGCUGUCCCUGAGAGGUAUGAGUAAAAUGCUGAGGGAGGGAGAUACUUAUAGGCAGGGUGCUAUCUACCUCCCUGUCGGAGGAAACCCCUAUGUGCUAAGACAUGGGGGCUCUGAGAGUCUGGUUCCUGGUAUGCCCCCUAGACCACACAUAUGUGUUUGAGAAUGCAUGAAAGCCUGGCUAUGUGUUUUGCCUGGCAUAUGUGGAUGUAUGUGUUUGUGUGCUUAAGGAGAUCUGCAUAACUCUGGGCUCUGCCCCUCACCUCUACUAUGUUACCUCUGGGGCUGAUUUCCCCAGCCCACUGUGCUUGGGAAGCUAGUGGCUGGCAGCUGUUUCGGGGUGGGGUGGGCAACCUUGUGUCCGCUUAGUUUCAUGUUUUAUAAACCUCCUGUGUAUAUGACUGUGGUGACCUGCUGACCCCCGAUGGGGAAGGGAAUGGGGUGGGCAAGUGGGUGAAUAUGAAUGAAGGGGGAACUGGGAGUGAGGGUGGGGAUCUGGGAGUAAGGAAAAUAUGCAAGCAUGGGAAGGGAAGCAAAAGGACUGGGAGCAACCAGUAGAAAGAGGCUGAGAUUCUGAGUCGGAGAAUUUGGAUCUUGAUUUGAAUCCCACUUUGGGUGAAUCAAGUCCCCUUUGUGUGUCAUCUGUAAAAUGAAGGUGUUGGAUUCAGUGACCUCUAAGGUAACUUCAAGCUCUAUGAUGUGAGGAAGGAGAUAAUGGGAGUAAAUUGGUUGUCUAAGGGUGGGGGAAGAAUGGG
This is a messenger RNA of Trichosurus vulpecula (common brushtail), 3912 nucleotides long. It is a transcript of the gene SEMA4F, whose product is annotated as ssemaphorin 4F. Gene Ontology annotation, biological process: negative chemotaxis; positive regulation of cell migration; axon guidance. The record is from RefSeq and is a predicted model, not a curated record. NCBI's taxonomy places the organism in Eukaryota, Metazoa, Chordata, Mammalia, Diprotodontia, Phalangeridae. Gene Ontology annotation, molecular function: semaphorin receptor binding; chemorepellent activity.